Molecule: messenger RNA, 1067 nt
Organism: Gymnogyps californianus (California condor)
Lineage: Eukaryota; Metazoa; Chordata; Aves; Accipitriformes; Cathartidae
Gene: SLC25A34
Product: solute carrier family 25 member 34
Source: RefSeq, a predicted model, not a curated record
AUGGCGGCGGGUGCCGGGGCCCUCGCACCCUUCCCCGGGCCCCCCGCCUCCCUGCACGAAUUCCCUUAUCCCCCCCAAAAUAGAUCCCGCGUCGUACGGGGUUCCCCGACCGGGGGGGUACCGCCGGCUAUCGAUUUGGUGCUGGGAGCGACGGCCGGUUGCUUGGCCUGCGUCCUCACCAACCCGCUGGAGGUGGUCAAGACGCGGCUACAACUACAGGGCGAAUCAGCCCCCGGCACCUACCCCCGGCACUACCGGGGGGUGCUACGGGCGGUGGGGGCCGUGUGCCGGGCCGAUGGGUUGCGGGGGCUGCAGAAAGGCCUGGCCGCCGGCCUCCUCUAUCAGGGGCUGAUGAACGGCGUCCGGUUUUAUUGUUAUUCCCGUGCCGAGGACGCCGGCUGGACCGGGUAUCCCGGUGGUACCGUGGCCGCCGGGGCCGUGGCCGGGGCGGUGGGAGCCUUCGUGGGCAGCCCCGCGUACCUGGUCAAGACCCACCUCCAAGCCCAGACGUUGGCGGCCGUGGCCGUGGGCCACCAGCACAACCACGAGAGCAUCUCCGGAGCUUUCGAGAGCAUCUACAAGCAGCACGGGGUGGCGGGGCUGUGGCGAGGGGUGACAGGCGCCGUGCCCCGCGUGGCGGUGGGCUCAGCGGCGCAGCUCGCCACCUUCACCUCCGCCAAGGACUGGGUCUGCGAGCGCCAGUGGUUCGGGGAGGGCAGCUGGGCCGCGGUGCUGGCGGGGGGCAUGGUGAGCGGCGUGGCCGUGGCGGCGACGAUGACGCCUUUCGACGUGGUCAGCACCCGUCUCUACAACCAGCCAGUGGACGCCGACGGCACGGGCAAGCUCUACCGGGGUUUUUUGGAUUGCAUCCUGCAAAUCUCCAGCAAAGAGGGGCUGCUGGGCUUGUACAAGGGCAUCGGCGCCGUCUACCUCCGCCUCGGCCCCCACACCGUCCUCAGCCUCUUCUUUUGGGACGAGCUCAGGAAGAUGGUGCAGCACCAGCAGCCCCCGGGGCCGUAGGACAGGCUCCCGGCCCCACCGCGGCCGUUAAUAAAGGGGUUUUUCUA